Limanda limanda (common dab) is the source of this 516-nucleotide messenger RNA. Its product is annotated as gastrotropin-like. Gene Ontology annotation, biological process: fatty acid transport. NCBI's taxonomy places the organism in Eukaryota, Metazoa, Chordata, Actinopteri, Pleuronectiformes, Pleuronectidae. The record is from RefSeq and is a predicted model, not a curated record. Gene Ontology annotation, molecular function: fatty acid binding. Gene Ontology annotation, cellular component: nucleus; cytosol.
AUGCAGAUGAGGGAGGUGGCGUUGGGCAUACAGUAUAUAAACAAGGAGCUGUCUCAGUCCCAGUACCUUGCUUUUCCCUCAGCUUGCCUCAUUAUCUCUGCUCACACGCCUCCACCCACCAAAACCACCAAGAUGUCUUUCGCUGGAAAAUGGGAAACCGAGACCCAGGAGGGAUACGAAGAGUUCUGCAAGCUGCUCGGUAUCCCCGAUGCAGUCAUGGAGAAGGGCCGCGACUACAAGCUGAUCACAGAUGUCACCCAGAGCGGCAACGACUUCACCUGGACCCAAGUCUACCCCACAAAUGCCACGGUCACCAACAAGUUCACCAUCGGCAAGGAGUCUGAUAUGGAGACCAUUGGAGGAAAGAAAUUCAAGGCCACUGUGCAGAUGGAUGGAGGCAAGCUGGACGUGACCUUCCCCAACUACCACCACACCUCUGAGAUCGUUGGAGGCAAGCUUAUUGAGACCUCCAAAUCUGGUGCUGUAGUCCUGAAGAGAACCAGCAAGAAGAUAUAA